Molecule: messenger RNA, 480 nt
Organism: Clonostachys solani
Lineage: Eukaryota; Fungi; Ascomycota; Sordariomycetes; Hypocreales; Bionectriaceae
Source: the annotation of a GenBank genome assembly
AUGCAGUUCCGUACCAUCUUAGCAUUGGCUCUUGCCCUGGGCACUUCUGCCGCACCUCUGGGUUCAGUUGAGAAGAGGGGAAGUCCAGUUCCUCCUCUCGUUGAUGCUGGAAUCGAGAAAAGAGCAAGCCCAGUCCCCCCUCUGGUUGAUGCUGGAAUCGAGAAGAGAGCAAGCCCAUUACCUCCUCUCGUUGAUGCUGGUAUUGAGAAGAGAGCAAGCCCAGUCCCUCCUCUCGUUGAUGCUGGAAUCGAGAAGAGAGCAAGUCCAGUACCUCCCCUGGUUGACGCUGGAAUCGAGAAACGUGCAAGCCCCGUCCCGCCCCUAGUUGAUGCUGGCAUUGAGAAACGCGGAAGCCCUGUUCCCCCUCUCGUCGACGCUGGUAUUGAGAAGCGCGCAAGCCCUGUCCCACCUUUGGUUGAUGCCGGAAUCGAGAAGCGUGGCAGUCCUGUGCCCCCUCUUGUUGACGCUGGUAUCCAGUAG